UUUUCAUACAGGUUGAGUGAUAACUAUAUACUUUUACAAUGAUAGAAUAAAACUUUUUUUAGCAGUGACUAUACAUUACUUUUAACACAUAUUUGGAGAAUUUCAAAUAGCAAAAUGUUUGCCAAAUUCUAGAAUAUCCAUUUGAUUAAAAAAAACAGUCCGAUCAUUGUGAAAUUGAAUUCUUUCCAAAUUACUGCAUUUUAUUCAAUAAAAGAGACAAAUCUUGAGAACAGACAACACUAAAAUUUUAACAUUUACUUAAAUCCCUUUUGAACUGAAUACUUCCCAAAUUGUAUCUGCAGUUUUGUCUACAGAAAUGAUUGAGCAACGUAACCACAUUGGUGAAACACAUAGGAUUCUUAUCUAUACAGAUUUAGCUCAAGGAACAGAGAUGACACAGAUCUAUACCAUUUCUUCAAAAGAUACAGUAAAAGAUGUUAUCAAACAGAUACUUGCAAGAAAUCAUUUGAGUUUGAAGGAUCCAAAUUUAUUUUAUCUUACCUUCAGACGUCAAUCUAGUCAUGAAAACAAAAAAUGUAUCAAUUCACAGAGGCGAAUGUUUCAGAGUAAUGUAUACGAAGAAAAUCUACAAUUAUCAACAGCUUGGCCAUUACAAAUAAAUCAAAAAGAAGUUGAUGUUACUCUGUAUAGCGAUGCAAUACUGUCAAGAACUUUAGAUUUAACCAAAGACAACAGGUUAACUCUACAUAUGCAAACAGGUGGAGUACUGAAGGUCUACGACAGCUGCUUUUCGAACCCAGCAUCCAUUAGACAAUUUCACAUAGCAAAAACAACAUGCAGUGAAGAGUUGAUUGAUCUGAUACUAACUGUUGCGGGUUCAAGUGAUCCAGUAAAUGAUUAUUGUCUUGUGGAAGAAGGCACAAAUGAAGAAAGUCGGAUUUUGCGUCCUAAAGAUUACCCCUUAUUAAUUAUUCAGAGUACCCAGUCAUCUGGUAUGUUGGUUCUACGUAAACGAGAAGAAGCGCUAACAAUGGGUAAAAGGCGUUCAAGUUGGAUAAGCAAAACAAAACCAUAUUUCAGGCGUUCAGCAUUUGACAGGAGUUCACGUACACCCUCACCAGUAAAACUAUCACUCACACAACGGUUAAAUCCGUUUCCCUGUAUUUUCAAAGGUAAUUCAAGGAGUCGUACAACUGAAAGCUUCAAUUCUGAACCACUUCCAUCAUUUGAAAAAAGUCAAUUCAUAGAAUCUGAGAAAAAAACAAGUCAACCAAAUGGAAAUGGAUACUUCCCUAAACCUUCGAAUACUCAAACAAAAAUGUCGUCUUUAAUGGGGCAAAACAACAAGGGGGAUAAUCAAGACAGUUUUACAGUUUUCGACUCACCAACCGGUCAAAAUAGUUCUAAUGAUUCAGGAAUUACUACUCAUUCAUCGACUAUCAAUAAGACAUUUCCAACAAAUCAUCAAGCAGUGAACACUGAUCCGAAUGCUUCGGAGUGGUCCCUAGGACCAUCGGAAUCCUUUUUAAUGAACCACAGCGGAAAAUGCACUUCAACCACUCCACCUCUACCACCGAAAUCAGCGCAUCAUCGGGCAAGAUGUUGUAAUGGAUUGAAAGAUCAAUAUUUAAAUGCCAGUUCACAUGACUUUUGUAACCAUCACUUGGUUGAGCCACCAAGGCCACAUAGUCGAAAUCUCUCAUCUUCUGAAAAAGAUAAGAAAUGUAGGUCCGAAAAGAGUGCAUCACCUAUUUUAGCACUUGAUGCGAAUGGUAUAUGCGAAAACAGACAAAAUGCUGUAAGAUUCCAAGAAAAUGUCAAUGGCCUUUACCAGUGUGCAAAUGGAAAUGACUGUCCUUCAGAAGAUUCUACUAUUAGUGACUUUAAACCUAAAGAUCACCUUGAAAGAGCGGAAUCUAGUGAUUCAGUAAAAACCACGGUCCCAGUGGAUUGGGACAGCAAAACAACGAUUCAUCAGCAGAUAUCUGAUGGAGCAGUACCAGAUGCAGCGUAUGACAACAACUACAGAAAUUUAAACACAGAAUACGACGUUCCUGCUGAUAAUUCUAUCGACAGAAGAGAUUCAAGUCCUUCAUCUCUCUUGCUUGAUAUAUAUGAAAAGCUAAAAUGUUUUAACAAGUCAAGAAGUCGUUGCUCCUCUCCUCAGAAGCCUCCUUUGGCAUUAAAUAGAACACAGGUGGCUAACAUACAACAGUACCAAGAAAGAAUGGUCCAAACAGACGAAAGCUCCCGAAACACUAGUAGGGAACCACUUAUUAACUCACCUUCAAGGAGUUACCACGAAAUGAAUGGCGAUUAUGAUGCAUCAUUUAACGAUCUUUUCCAUGUGAAAACCCCUACAAAUGAAAUGAAUUCACAUGCUUCUCCAUGCCGUAUGUAUUCACCAGCUAGCCUUACUUUAUCUGCACAUAUUAACAAUGAUUCAAGCAAAUCGUGGAGAGUGAUAGAAAAUAAAAGUUUUGAAACAUUCACUUCAAAUCACAGUGAUGAAGUUUUCAGUCCAGAUAAAAAGCAUCAAAUCGUGUCCAAUGGUGUUCAUACUUUACAGAAUGGAAAUCACAAUACACAGUCUUCUCUUAUGAUUGCUUCUCAGUUGAACGACUCAGAUGUGAAUGUGUCCAGUGUUUCAAGAGAAAAUAUGCUUACCUUAGCAGCUGAAAUACCGACACAAUUAAAUAUAUCCCAACAAUACGGAAUGCAGCUUAAUCUAUCACCGAAUCAUUUUAUCCCCAAUAAUAUUUUGCCAUUUCCCUCUCAACAGCAUUCACCCACUCUGGUACAAAAGCUUUUUACGUAUAAUUUUGAAGCUAUGCGCAAUUCUACCAGUCGAUUGUCUUCAUCAGAUGUUUCUGCCAUGGGUGAUGAAAAAAUAAUCUCACUGAAAGAAAAUGCCCUAACAAAUACAAAACCAGCAAACAGUUCAUCAAAGAAAACAAAUCAUAAAGGAGCUAAUAUCCUAGUACAUGGGUGCACGAAAACGCGUGCCACAACUUUUAAUACAGACUACUCUGAAUCGUAUCCAUCGCUUUUUGAUGUUUUACAUCACUGUGAUAUAUAUCGGGUAUUGUUAGACCCGAAUCUUCCAAGUUUAAGUGAUCAACUUGGUCUACGUUUAUGCUUAACUAAAUUUCCUUUGGAUGAUGUACAGCGAGCUGAUACACUUCAAAAACUACAAUAUAGUGAUAAGUAUGGUAAAAAAGAUUCAAAUGAAAGUAUCAAUUCUGUUCACUCGAGUAAUCGUUUAAAUGGUUCAAAACCACGAGUGAGAUCACCUAAUAGUGGUACUUUCCCAACAGUAGAUAUACAACAAGCGGAAUUAUCAUUUGAUGUGGUAACUAUUGAAAGUAUUGAACCUGAUUCACCUGCAAGUUUUGAAGGUAGUUUAGCUCCAGGUCACAUAAUACUAGAAGUCGAUGGUAAAGACUUACUCCGUCCUCAUUACCUAAAGGAUGUACAUGGAAAUCGGAUGAAUGUUCUUGAUGUUGCUCGAAAUCAACUUCGAAAUGCUCGUCAGGCGGCAUUAACUGCCGAGAUUCCUCCUAUUCGUAUUACGGCAGCUCAGUAUCAUUCCAAUUUUGGUUCAGCUAAUGCUGCAAAUAAUCUGGAACGUUUCAAUUCAUCGAUACGUUCUAAAAAUGAAGCGAAUAAAAGAAAAUACUCUUUAUUGAACCAUCAGACAAUGAAUAGUAUAAGCUACGAGAAGCAGAACCUAACUAACGGUGACUUACCAGUACGUGAAUCACACGACGAAAAUACUAAUCAAACACAUGAAAGUAAUCAAUCAUUGAGAAAGACUUCGGAAGAAAUUGACGAUAUAAACAGUAAAUCAGUCUCUGAGUUAACAGACUUUAGUGAAGAUGGAGUCAAUUCGUUAAAAAGUAAACUGAUAUGGUUUCCGCAUCGUAGAGAUGAAUACCCAUCCCAAUCACCAUUUGAUCCAAGAAGCCAUGAAUUUUUUGUAAAUCUAUGAAAUCAACUGUCAGUCAUUGAAUGCUGAUACCAAAUAUUAUCUUUUUUCAUUCAAAAGAGAAAUUAUGAGAAUAAUCAAAACACGGAAUUGAAAAAUUUGUUAAUUUCUUAAAAAAGAAUUUUAGUAUUACAAUAUGGUGUACGACUUUUAUUUCCUG
Messenger RNA from Trichobilharzia szidati, 4109 nucleotides. The record is from the annotation of a GenBank genome assembly. Lineage: Eukaryota; Metazoa; Platyhelminthes; Trematoda; Strigeidida; Schistosomatidae.